Molecule: messenger RNA, 5628 nt
Organism: Asparagus officinalis (garden asparagus)
Lineage: Eukaryota; Viridiplantae; Streptophyta; Magnoliopsida; Asparagales; Asparagaceae
Product: receptor kinase-like protein Xa21
Exons: 4
Coding region: 808-5463 (1551 amino acids)
Biological process (GO): hormone-mediated signaling pathway; protein phosphorylation
Cellular component (GO): plasma membrane
Molecular function (GO): protein binding; protein kinase activity; ATP binding
Source: RefSeq, a predicted model, not a curated record
GGGUUUUCCGUCGCCGCCAGGGAAGAAGUCGGAGGAGAGGGGGAGAAGCACACCAGCGAAACCCUAGGGCCAAAGGGGGCUUUUAUAGGCGAUGAUGAGGGGCUGGCGACAGCCUGUCGCCAGCGAAUAACCCAGACGCAAAGGUCGGGUUCGCCAAACGCAGAGCUCGGCAUCGCCUAACGCAGAGCUCGGAGGCGAACGCAGAGCUCGAGGGGGGUUCGAAACGCAGAGCUCAGGCUUCGAGCUUCGUAGGCUGGACUACCGGAGCUCGCCUGCGACCAUCGAACUCGUCGGAGCUCGUCGGAGCUCCUCUUCGCCGGCGGAGGUUUGUUUUCCACCCCCAAUUCUAACACACUGGCCUCGUGGAACGACUCUGUUCAUUUCUGUCGAUGGCAAGGCAUCACUUGUGGUGGCUUCCGACAUCCUCAAAGGGUCGCAUCCUUGAACUUGAGCUCCCUCGAUCUUGUUGGAGUUAUUUCGACGGCCAUAGCUAACCUCACAUUUCUUAGGGAGAUUGAUCUGUCGGACAAUCAAAUUAAUGGAUCCAUCCCACAAGAGAUUGGUCACCUUUCCAGAUUGACACAUCUUGACUUGAGUUCGAAUUCUCUUGAAGGAGGUAUUCCUGCUUCACUCUCUCACUGUUCAAAAUUAGAGGUACUUUUUCUGCGGGAUAACAAGCUCCAAGGUGAAAUUCCAGUCAGUCUCAGCAAUUGCUCCAGCCUACAGGUCCUAAAUUUAAAAAACAAUAGCCUCACAGGACGUAUACCUUCUUCAUUAACAAGUCUUUCCUUGCUUUCUGGUCUAUCUAUGGCCGGAAACAAAUUAUAUGGCGGCAUCCCGCAUACCAUUGGAAACCUCACCUCUCUAACCGUACUUUAUUUGAACAAUAACAGCCUUAGUGGCAGCAUCCCAUCUAGCAUAGCUAACCUCACCUCUCUAACUGUACUUUACUUGUACAAUAACGAACUCACUGGCAGCAUCCCACCGAGCAUAGGGAAUCUCAUUUCUCUUACUAGCUUUGCACUUGAUACUAACCAAUUAUCAGGAAGCAUACCACACUCCAUCGGUAGGCUUUCUGAAGUAAAAGAACUUUCUUUGUCAGCCAACAGCCUCUCUGGAGGCGUACCACCUUCACUGUGGAAUCUCUCUUCUCUUUCUCAUCUAUCUAUGUCAUUUACCUAUCACCUAUCUGGGUCACUCCCACCAAACAUAGGCCAAGCUCUUCCUCUGCUUGAAACAUUUUACCUGGCCUUUAACCAAUUCCACGGACCAAUCCCAAUGUCAUUGUCCAAUGCAUCUCGUCUUCAAAACAUUGAUCUUUCUGGAAAUAGCUUCAGUGGCGUAAUCCCUCCUAGCCUCGGACGUUUACGAGAGCUGCAAUCACUAAUUCUAUAUAGUAACCACUUGGAAACCAUGACACCUGAUGGAUGGAAUUUCCUAACCGCGUUGACCAAUUGUACCCAGUUGGAGUGGUUGACCCUAGCGUCAAAUAAGCUUAGAGGCGUGCUACCAAAUUCAAUCGCCAACCUUUCCACCAAUCUUCAGGGUCUAUAUAUGGAUAAUAACUACAUCUCUGGAAAAAUAUCUUCUGAUAUCGGAAACCUCGUAAACCUUAUGGUGCUUCGUAUGGAUGGAAACUCGCUUUAUGGCUCUAUUCCUUCCAGCAUCGGGAUGCUUCGGAACUUGCAUGCAUUGGAUUUGGGCAAUAACAAGCUAUCUGGAGAGAUUCCAUCUACCAUCGGCAACCUUACUCAAUUGAAUGAACUUUAUCUAGAUUCCAAUGAACUAAGCGGAAAUAUACCAGUAAGUCUGGGAAAGUGCCAAAACCUAAUAUAUCUAAAUCUUGGAUCUAACAAACUUACGGGUAAUAUACCCAAAGAAAUAGUCUCCAUAUCUGGACUCUCCAUAUAUUUAAGUUUGGCAUCCAAUGCACUGUCAGGGCCAAUACCAUCUGAAAUCGGGAGCUUAAUAAACGUGAAUAUAUUAGAUUUCAGCAUGAACAAAUUGUCUGGUGAAAUCCCUAGCAGUCUCGGUCAGUGUCAAGUGCUGGAAGGACUUUAUCUUGAACGCAGAGCUCGGAGGCGAACGCAGAGCUCGAGGGGGGUUCGAAACGCAGAGCUCAGGCUUCGAGCUUCGUCGGCUGGACUACCGGAGCUCGCCUGCGACCAUCGAACUCGUCGGAGCUCGUCGGAGCUCCUCUUCGCCGGCGGAGGUUUGUUUUCCACCCCCAAUUCUAACACACUGGCCUCGUGGAACGACUCUGUUCAUUUCUGUCGAUGGCAAGGCAUCACUUGUGGUGGCUUCCGACAUCCUCAAAGGGUCGCAUCCUUGAACUUGAGCUCCCUCGAUCUUGUUGGAGUUAUUUCGACGGCCAUAGCUAACCUCACAUUUCUUAGGGAGAUUGAUCUGUCGGACAAUCAAAUUAAUGGAUCCAUCCCACAAGAGAUUGGUCACCUUUCCAGAUUGACACAUCUUGACUUGAGUUCGAAUUCUCUUGAAGGAGGUAUUCCUGCUUCACUCUCUCACUGUUCAAAAUUAGAGGUACUUUUUCUGCGGGAUAACAAGCUCCAAGGUGAAAUUCCAGUCAGUCUCAGCAAUUGUUCCAGCCUACAGCUCCUAACUUUAAAAAACAAUAGCCUCACAGGACGUAUACCUUCUUCAUUAACAAGUCUUUCCUUGCUUUCUGGUCUAUCUAUGGCCGGAAACAAAUUAUAUGGCGGCAUCCCGCAUACCAUUGGAAACCUCACCUCUCUAACCGUACUUUAUUUGAACAAUAACAGCCUUAGUGGCAGCAUCCCAUCUAGCAUAGCUAACCUCACCUCUCUAACUGUACUUUACUUGUACAAUAACGAACUCACUGGCAGCAUCCCACCGAGCAUAGGGAAUCUCAUUUCUCUUACUAGCUUUGCACUUGAUACUAACCAAUUAUCAGGAAGCAUACCACACUCCAUCGGUAGGCUUUCUGAAGUAAAAGAACUUUCUUUGUCAGCCAACAGCCUCUCUGGAGGCGUACCACCUUCACUGUGGAAUCUCUCUUCUCUUUCUCAUCUAUCUAUGUCAUUUACCUAUCACCUAUCUGGGUCACUCCCACCAAACAUAGGCCAAGCUCUUCCUCUGCUUGAAACAUUUUACCUGGCCUUUAACCAAUUCCACGGACCAAUCCCAAUGUCAUUGUCCAAUGCAUCUCGUCUUCAAUACAUUGAGCUUGGUGGAAAUAGCUUCAGUGGCAUAAUCCCUCCUACCCUCGGACGUUUACGAGAGCUGCAAUCACUAUUUCUAUAUAGUAACCACUUAGAAACCACGGAACCUGAUGGAUGGACAUUCCUAACCGCUUUGACCAAUUGUACCCAGUUGGAGUGGUUGACCCUAUCGUCAAAUAAGCUUAGAGGCGUGCUACCAAAUUCAAUCGCCAACCUUUCCACCAAUCUUCAGGGUCUAUAUAUGGAUAAUAACUACAUCUCUGGAAAAAUAUCUUCUGAUAUCGGAAACCUCGUAAACCUUAUGGUGCUUCGUAUGGAUGGAAACUCGCUUUAUGGCUCUAUUCCUUCCAGCAUCGGGAUGCUUCGGAACUUGCAUGCAUUGGAUUUGGGCAAUAACAAGCUAUCUGGAGAGAUUCCAUCUACCAUCGGCAACCUUACUCAAUUGAAUGAACUUUAUCUAGAUUCCAGUGAACUAAGCGAAAAUAUACCAGUAAGUCUGGGAAAGUGCCAAAACCUAAUAUAUCUAAAUCUUGGAUCUAACAAACUUACGGGUAGUAUACCCAAAGAAAUAGUCUCCAUUUCUAGGCUCUCCAUACAUUUAAGUUUGGCAUCCAAUUCACUGUCAGGGCCAAUACCAUCUGAAAUCGGGAGCUUAAUAAAUGUGAAUAUAUUAGAUUUCAGCAUGAACAAAUUGUCUGGUGAAAUCCCUAUCACUCUCAGUGAGUGUCAAGUGCUGGAGGAACUUUAUGUUGGUGGAAAUCUCUUUCAAGGAAGUAUUCCUUCUUCUUUAGCCUCGUUAAGAGGCAUCCAGAAGCUCGAUUUUUCAAAAAAUAACUUGUCGGGAAAAAUACCUGACUUCUUACAAGAUUUUCAUGGCCUAAACUAUUUGAAUCUGUCCUUCAAUAACUUUGAAGGUGAAGUGCCACUACUUGGUGUGUUUGCAAAUGCAAGUGCAGUUUCAGUUAUUGGAAAUAGUAAGCUUUGUGGUGGGAACCCAGAAAUGCAUCUGCCAGCUUGCCCUUCUGAACCCUUUAACAAGAAACAUGGAUCACGCACAGUAAUAGUGAUCUGCGGGAGUACUAUUUUAUUUAUAUUAGUGAUUCUUCUUUUCUGUUUCCUCGUAGUCCGACGCUGUCGAAAAGGUUCAAGAAGAAAAUCUCUCGACUCAUCACCCACAAUCGAGCAAAAUGUGAAGGUCACUUAUGGUGAUCUUGUGAGAGCCACAGAUGGAUUUUCUGAGGACAAUAUAAUUGGGACUGGUAGUUUUGGUAGAGUAUAUAAAGGACUACUCGAUGUUGAAAGUACGAAAGUUGUUGCUGUAAAGGUAUUGAAUCUUCAAAUACCAGGAGCAUCGAGGACAUUUAUAGCAGAAUGUAAUGCUGUGAAAAACAUCCGGCAUCGGAAUCUUCUCAAGAUCCUUACAGUAUGUUCAAGUGUAGAUUUCAAAGGUAAUGACUUCAAAGCUGUAGUUUUUGAGUUCAUGGAAAAUGGAAGUUUAGAUGAUUGGUUGCAUCCCAAAGCAAAUGAGCAGUCCAAACCAAAGAAAUUGGACCUUACGGCAAGGUUAGAUAUAGCUAUUGAUGUAGCUUAUGCUUUGGAUUAUCUCCACCAUCAAUGUGGCAAACCAAUUGUUCACUGUGAUCUAAAGCCAAGCAACAUUCUUCUGGAUGAUAAUAUUACUGCUCACGUCGGUGACUUUGGGUUUGCCAAGUUUCUCAAAAAGGUUACCUCUCAGUACUCAACAAGUUCAGCCGGUCUCAGAGGAACUAUCGGGUAUAUUGCUCCAGAGUACGGAAUGGGGAAUGAAGUUUCAACUUGUGGAGAUGUGUAUAGCUAUGGGAUCCUUUUAUUGGAAAUGUUUACAGGAAAGAGACCCACUGAUGAUAUGUUUGUAGGAGGUCUUACUCUUCCUAUGUUUGUGAAGAUGGCAUUUCCUGAACAAAUCACAAAUGUCAUUGACGCUCAUUUGCUCACACCAAGUGAUGAUGCUGAAAGCAUGAAUUAUGCAAGAGCAACCAACUGCAUGGCUUCAAUUCUUAGAAUUGGUAUCUCUUGCUCAAAUGAAUUACCAGCAGAGAGAAUGGAGACGGACAAAAUCAUCAAGGAACUGCAUAUUGUUAGAGAUAUGUUCAUGAGGAAUGGAAAUUAUGGGGAGAGACAGAGAGUACUGCAGAGUGGUGAAGGUCCAUCUACAAAUAUUCACAGACAGACAUUGGACCGACAUUGUCUGCUCGAGCAAACUACUGUAGAGGAAUGGAGAUAGAGAAUGUAUUGAAGCAAGCAAAUGGUAUCAGGAACAUAGAGAUUUAUAGAGACAAUAAGAGAGAUUAACUUGUUUUUAUAUAUGUUCUCACAGUGGUUUCUUCGUAAUCAGUAGAUUUGGAUUGUUUGGAAGUAUACCUUUAUCUAUUAUUCUAAAUCUUUUUUU